UAAGACCACAAAUCCGCCGGCGCAUCGCAACCCCACCCCCACAACCCGCUCCGGCCGCCACCGCCCGAUCGAUCGCCCGGAGAUCGCCGGACCCCGCCGCGAAUCUAACCCCUGCUGCGUUCGUAGCCUUCGACGACGAUGUCGGGAGCCGGAGAGGAGGACAAGAAGCCGGCGGAGGGCGGCGCCCACAUCAAUCUCAAGGUCAAGGGACAGGAUGGCAAUGAGGUGUUCUUCCGUAUCAAGAGGUCCACCCAGCUGAAGAAGCUGAUGAACGCCUAUUGUGACCGCCAGUCUGUGGACAUGAAUGCCAUUGCAUUCCUUUUUGAUGGCCGCAGGCUUCGCGGUGAGCAGACCCCAGAUGAGCUGGAGAUGGAGGACGGCGAUGAGAUUGACGCCAUGCUUCACCAGACCGGAGGCUACAUGCCUAGUGUUUAGAAAGCCCUUGUCGCAGCCUUGUUUUGCUGCGCUGUGCGCUCUGCCUUCAGUAGUAAACUAAAGAAGUCAUGAAGGAACUUGUGAGGCUCUGGCCCUCUGUGUGCCAUUGCUGAAGGACAUCGGUAGUCUUGUGUUUAGUAAGAUUUGGUACUUUGGCGUGUCAUGACUCGUUUAUCUAUCCCCUAAUAUAUCCUCCCCUGUGUGUACUCCCAAUGAUCGCCCAUGGUUUGUUUAUCCUGCUUGAAGUGAGCAUUGCUUUGCUGACCUGGAGCUGGGGGUCAUGGUUAGUUUUGUGUUGCUGAGGUGCCGGAAAACGUGCGCUGCACGUGUCACCACUAUCAUUUCGAUGUAAUAAGCCUGUGAUAGCCUGUGAUCACCAUGAGCAGGCCAUGGGGAUAUCAUGGCUUUUAUAUCUUUAUAUAUAUAUUGUUUGCAUCUC
Molecule: messenger RNA, 874 nt
Organism: Panicum virgatum (switchgrass)
Lineage: Eukaryota; Viridiplantae; Streptophyta; Magnoliopsida; Poales; Poaceae
Product: small ubiquitin-related modifier 1
Exons: 3
Coding region: 139-435 (98 amino acids)
Biological process (GO): protein sumoylation
Cellular component (GO): nucleus
Molecular function (GO): ubiquitin-like protein ligase binding; protein tag activity
Source: RefSeq, a predicted model, not a curated record